AUUAUGCAUGAUGAGGUCAGUGAGACAGAGAAUAUAAGAAAAAAUUUGGCCAUUGAACGUAUGAUUGUAGAUGGAUGUGAUUUGUUGUUGGAUGUCAAUCAGGUAUUUGUACGUCAAGGCACAUUAAUUCAAGUUAUGUGUGAUAAACUACGUUCAUCUCGUUCAAGGCUAAGCAAUUUCGGGACAUCGUGUAAAGAAAGAAAAGAGGCCAUUCGUCAGGUGUUCCUAUUCACCAAUCAUUUAUUGAUUACAGCUAGAACUAAUAAUGGAAAGUUGAGAUUAGUUAAAAAUUGUGGUAAAAUUUCUCUGGUUGAAUGUACACUUGUUGAAGAUACUACAGCGGAAUUAUUCAAUAUGGAUGAUGAAGAUCAAACAAAUCUUGGAAAUGAUCAAAAAAGUCAACAAGAAAAUGGUUCUCAUAUGACAAGAAGUAAUAUCGCCCCUCUGUUAAGUUCAUCCCCUUUAAAUACAAAUAUCAACAGUGAACUGCAUUCACGCAAUUCAUAUCCCGCCAAUAUUGUACAUGAUUCCAGUAGUCACCAACAUCCUCAACAUCAACAUCCUCAUCAAUUACACAAACGUUAUACAUGCCCUGAUUCCACCCUAAAUCGUAAUACACCUGUAAAUAGCUCUUAUCGUGUUGAUCAGCUGCACAGGUCUUCUACACCUCUGUCUUCUACUGGCACUGGCGGAAUAACACAACAGUCAUUGCCGACAACAACAACAACAACAGCAUCAACGACAACAUCUGUUUCAUGGUUACCAUCGCUGACAGUUCAGCAUAGACAUUCUGCAUCGUUGUGCACAUCGUCAACAACAACUGGUGAUAGUGAUGUACAGCAUACUACAAUGAGAAGUUCUAUCAACCAACCUGCGACUACUAUGAUCACUAAUAGUGGUAGCACUUUCACGCCUAUAUCGAAUAUGUCUAACGCGCCUAACAACACUGUACAAACUCGUAGUAGUUCAAAUGUUAGUUAUUCAGCAACGCCGACAACAUCAGCAAUGCCAACAACGACGACAACUCCAGAUAUUAAUGUAGUGACGAGUCCUACAUCCACGCAGCAUCCAACAAGUCCAUCAUUUUCAAUGUUACAUAGAUUUAGUAGUAAUAUGGGCUUGCUGAACUCGUUGAAUACAACUACCACUUGUAGUAAUACAGAUAAAACAGACUACGGGAAUUUGGAUUUUCGUUUAAUAUGGGAACCUAAAAAUGGUCAACCGACAAGUAUAUGGCUUGUUGCGUCAACAUUGCAAGAAAAAGCAGCUUGGUGUUCCGACAUUAGUCAAUGUAUUGAACAAUUACACUAUGGUGAUAUUUUGAAUUCAGCUCAAUCGGAUGUAUCAUCAGUAGCAAUGCCUCAAUCUAUCCGAUCUGAUCCGAAGUUGUUUAAAGAUGAUGUUGACAUUAAAUUCAGUCAUACAUUGAACUCUUGUAAAGUUCCUCAGGUAAGAGGAAUAGACAAGAUGUUUAAUUUAUUUAAAUUUAUGGUAAUUAGUGGAAAAUUGAUUGAUGUAUUGAUUGGCCAGUUGAUAAUUUAUAAUAAAUAA
Trichobilharzia szidati is the source of this 1551-nucleotide messenger RNA. The record is from the annotation of a GenBank genome assembly. Lineage: Eukaryota; Metazoa; Platyhelminthes; Trematoda; Strigeidida; Schistosomatidae.